AUGCUGUCAGCACCAUUAAGGUCUGACGUCCCCACAGCCCGCUGCACUCCACGCUGUGAACACCGUCUGUGGAAGACGUCAGCACAGCCCAUUGGACUCCGUGCUGUCAGGACCGUCCGCGUCCGACGUCAGCAGAGCCCGCUGGACAUCGCGCUGUCACCACCAUCCGCGUCCGAAAUUACCACUGCCCGCUGCACACCACGCUGUCAGCACCGUCCGUCUCCUACGUCACCACAGCCUGCUGCACUCCUUGCUGUCAGCGCCGUCAGAGUCAGACAUCACCACAGGCCGCUGCCCUCCACGCUGUCAGCACCGUCCGGGUCCGACGUCACCACAGAACGCUGGACUCCACGCUGUCAGCACCAUCCGUGUCCGACGUCACCACAGCCUGCUCCACUCCUCGCUCCCGCUGCACUCCACGCUGUCAGCACCGUCUGCAACCGACGUCAAUACAGCCCGCUGGACUCCACGCUGUCAGCACCGUCCGUGUCCAAAGUCACCACAGCCCGCUGCACUCCACGCUGUCAGCACCGUCCGUGUCCAACGUCACCACAGCCCCGUGGACUCAACUCUGUCAGCACCGUCCGUGUCCGACGUCACCACAGCUUGCUGCACCCAACACUUAUAGCGCCGUCCGUGUCAGACGUCACCACAGCCCGCUGGACUCAACACUGCCAGCACCAUCCACGUCCGACAUCACCACAGCCCGCUGCACUCCACGCUCUGAGCACCAUCCGCGUAAGACGUCACCACAGCCCGCUGGACUCCACGCCGUCAGCACCGUCCGUGCCCGACGUCACCACAGCCCCCUGCACACCACGCUGUCAGCACCGUCCAGGUCUGACGUCACCACAGCCCGCUGCACUCCAAGCUGUCAGCACCAUUCGCGUCCAACUUCCCCACAGCCUGCUGGAUUCCGCGCCGUCAGCACCAUCCGUGUGCGACGUCACCACAGCCCGCUGCACUCUACGCUGUGAGCACCGUAUGCGUCCGACGUCACCACAGACCGCUGCACUCCACGCUGUGAGCACCGUCCGCGUCCGACGUCACCACAACCCGCUGGACUCAACGCCGUCAGCACCGUCCGUGUCCGACGUCACCAAAGCCAGCGGGACACCACGCUUUCAGCAGCGUCCGCAACUGACGUCAUCACAGCCAGUUGCACUCAAAGCUGUCAGCACCGUACGCGUCGGACGUCACCACAGCCCUCUGGGCACCACGCCCCCGCUGCAUUCCACGCUGUGUACACCGUCCGCGUCCGACGUCACCACAGCUCGCUGUACUACACGCAGUCAGCACCGUCCGUGUCCAACGUCACCACAGCAUGCUGUACUAUGUGCUUUCAGUGCCGUCUGUGUCCGACGUCACCACAGCCCGCUGGACUCCACACUGUUAGCACCGUCUGCGUCCGACGUCACCAGAGCUCGCUGCACUCCACGCAGUCAGCGACGUCCGUGUCCAACGUCACCGCAGCCCGCUGCAUUCCACGCUGUGUGCACCGUCCGCGUCCGACGUCACCACAGGUCGCUGUACUACACGCAGUCAGCACCGUCCGUGUCCGACGUCACCACAGCUUGCUGUACUAUGUGCUUUCAGUGCCGUCUGCGUCUGACGACGCCACAGCCCGCUGGACUCCACACUGUUAGCACCGUCUGUGUCCGACGUCACCACAGCCCGCUGCACUCCACGCUGUCAGGACCGUCCAUGUCCGACAUCACCACAGCCCGCUCCACUCCACACUGUCAGCACCGUCCACGUCCGACGUCACCACAGCCCGCUGCAUUUCACGCUGUCAGCACCGUCCGGGUCCGACGUCACCACAGCCCGCUAUACACCACACUGUUAGCACCGGCCGUGUCCGACUUCACCACAGCCCGCUGGACUCCUCGCUGUCAUCACCGUCCAUGUCCGACAUCACCACAGGCCGCUGCAGUCCACGUCCGACGUCACCACAGCCCGCUGCACUCCACGCUGUCAGCACCGUCAACAACCGACGUGAACACAGCCCGCUUGCUUCCACAUUGUCAGCACCGUUUGCGUCCGACGUCAUCACAAUCUGAUGCACUCCACGCUGUCAGCACCAUCCGUGUCCGACGUCACCACAGCCUACUGCACUCAACGCUGUAA
Molecule: messenger RNA, 2127 nt
Organism: Schistocerca americana (American grasshopper)
Lineage: Eukaryota; Metazoa; Arthropoda; Insecta; Orthoptera; Acrididae
Product: proteoglycan 4-like
Exons: 3
Coding region: 1-2127 (708 amino acids)
Source: RefSeq, a predicted model, not a curated record